This is a messenger RNA of Larimichthys crocea (large yellow croaker), 2536 nucleotides long. It is a transcript of the gene abcf3, whose product is annotated as ATP-binding cassette, sub-family F (GCN20), member 3. Lineage: Eukaryota; Metazoa; Chordata; Actinopteri; Sciaenidae. Gene Ontology annotation, molecular function: ATP hydrolysis activity; ATP binding. The record is from RefSeq and is a predicted model, not a curated record. The transcript has 21 exons. Bases 74 to 2209 code for a protein of 711 amino acids.
UCAUUUCCCAGAAUUCACGGCGCUGUCGCAUUUUGACGCAUGCGCGUCACGGCAGAGUCCAGGGCCGGGUAUCAUGGCGACGUACGUGGACAUUCUGAAGAGCGAGUUCCCCGAGAUCGACUGCGAGGUGUUCGACUACAUCACAGGUGUUCUGGACAGUGGUGGAGCAGAUUUUGAGGAUGGCGAGGAGGUCUACGACGCCAUUGGAGGAGUCCUGCAGGGAGUGUCAGCUGACAGUAAAAACGAGGACGACGUCAGAGACAUCUGUCUGCAGAUGUUUAACACCCUCAAACUGAAUAACCAUCACAGCUCUCAGAGGCAGGUGUUGUUGGACGCUCCGGUGCAGCUCUCUCAGAUCUCUGCAGAUAAUGUCACUGCAGCAGAAGACAUUCAGGGCAUCUGGGUGAUGAAACGCUCUCAGAACACUACGGUGGAUGCAAAGAAACUGGAGAAGGCCGAGGCGAAGCUGAAAGCCAAACACGAACGCAGGAACGAGAAGGACUCCCAGAAGUCCUCCAGUCCACUGGUCCUCGAGGAGGCGUCGGCCAGUCAGGCGAGCAGUAAGAAGGACAAUCGGGUCGACCAAUCAGGGAAGAACCGCAGCUAUGACAUCCGCAUCGAGAACUUUGACGUGUCGUUUGGAGAGAGGUGUUUGCUGCAGGGGGCGGAGCUGUCUCUGGCGUCCGGCCGUCGUUACGGUCUGAUUGGUCGGAAUGGUUUGGGGAAGACGACGCUGUUGAAGAUGUUGGCCAGUCGUAACCUCCGCGUCCCGGGUCACAUCUCCAUCCUCCAUGUGGAACAGGAAGUGGCCGGAGACGAGACGUCGGCGCUGCAGAGCGUCCUGGAGAGCGACACGCUGAGGGAGGGGCUGCUGGACGAGGAGAAGAGGCUGAACGCUCGCAUCGCCAACGGAACCGCUGACGGGACGGAGAGCGUUCGACUGUCGGAGAUCUACGGCAAGCUGGAGGAGAUCGAGGCCGACAAGGCGCCAGCACGAGCCUCCGUCAUCCUGGCUGGUCUCGGAUUCUCUCCCAGAAUGCAACAGCAGGCCACCAAGGAGUUUUCUGGAGGAUGGAGGAUGAGGCUGGCGUUAGCCAGAGCGCUGUUCGCCCGGCCAGACCUGCUGCUGCUGGACGAGCCGACCAACAUGUUGGACGUCAGAGCCAUCCUCUGGUUGGAGAACUACCUGCAGACGUGGCAGUCCACCAUCUUGGUUGUCUCCCACGACAGAAACUUCCUGAACGCCGUCGUCACGGACAUCAUCCACCUGCACUCCCAGAGGCUGGACAGUUACCGUGGCGACUACGAGAACUUCAUCAAAACCAAAGAAGACCGGCUGAAGAACCAGCACCGCGAGUACGAGGCCCAGCUGCAGUACAGACAACACAUACAGGUGUUCAUCGACAGAUUUCGGUAUAACGCCAACAGAGCGGCUCAAGUUCAGAGCAAACUCAAACUGCUGGAGAGGCUACCUGAACUGAAGCCCCUUGAGAAAGAAACGGAGGUCACUUUAAGGUUUCCAGAUAACUUUGAGAAGUUGUCUCCUCCGAUCCUUCAGCUGGAUGAAGUGGAGUUUUAUUACUCUGCAGACCUGCAGCUCUUCUCUGGACUCAACCUGUCAGCUGACCUCGAGUCUCGCAUCUGCAUCGUCGGUGAAAACGGCGCCGGUAAAUCGACCAUCCUCAAACUGCUGAUGGGCGAGUUGACGCCGGUCAACGGAGUCAGACAAGCUCACAGGAACCUGAAGAUCGGAUACUUCAGUCAGCACCACGUGGACCAGCUGGACCUGAACGUCUGCUCCGUGGAGCUGCUGCUCAACAGAUUCCCCGGUCGGACGGAGGAGGAGUACCGGCACCAGCUCGGAGGUUACGGCAUCACCGGAGAGCUCGCCACGAGGCCGGUCGCCAGUUUGUCAGGAGGACAGAAGAGCCGAGUGGCCUUCGCACAGAUGACCAUGCCAUGUCCAAACUUCUACAUCCUGGACGAGCCGACCAAUCACCUGGACAUGGAGACCAUCGAGGCUCUGGCUAAAGCGCUCAACAAGUUCAAGGGCGGAGUCAUCCUGGUGUCUCACGACGAGCGUCUGAUCCGGUUGGUGUGUAAGGAGCUGUGGGUGUGCGAAGCCGGGAAAGUGCGACGCAUCGAUGGCGGCUUCGACGAGUACCGAGACAUCCUGCACGAGCAGUUCAAGAAGGAGGGUUACCUGUGAGGCCACGCCCCCUCCUGCUCACAUUAACCCCGCCCCUUCCAUUACGACACCUGUCAUAGCAGCCAAUCGGCCGCCAGAGCAGACCGGAGGACGUUUUCUUCUCUGAACUGUCUCACCUUCCUGCUCAGGUGAUGAUCUGCUGCGAGCUGAUUGGUUGUCUGAGUUCACCUGAUGAGGUCACAGUGAACCGAGGAGGAGGAGGAGUCACCGCGAACGAUUUAAUUUAAAGGUCAAACAGCGUCGUUCCAUCGAGUCAUCGCCGAGACUCGACAUCAAACAAACGUUAUAUUUACAUUCAGAGACAAAUAAAAGCAUCAGAUCAUGUGA